AAGGCAGCUAGUCAGAAUUCUCCCUCUGAUAGUCAUCCUGUACCCUCCCAAAAUGACCUUGUUGGAGGAAACUCAGAGAACUUUUUGGGAAACAGUCUUGAGUCUCAGACAUUGAGUAAGGAGGAACUGCUCAACCAGUUAAUGAGUGGAGGGGGCACGUCCAAAAUCCCAGCUGACGACUCAGAGACCUUGAAUGAGCUCUCACCUGACAUAACGUUGUCCCACGAGACACACUGGGAGCAUCAUGAACGGAGGCCCUCUGUUUCCCCCCCUCUGAACCUCUUGCCACCUCCAGAUGACUAUUUGUUCCAGGGUGAUCUCUUUGAAGCUGAGCUGAACAAGCGGUUGGCAUCCCUCAUCCCAAAUGCACCAGUGAGGAAUCUCAUCUCCCAUGUGAUUCGUAUCCUGAAAAUGGAUUGCACAGAACCCACCAUUCAGAUGGCUUGUGCUAAGCUGAUUUCCAGGACAGGCCUCCUUAUGAAACUCUUCAGUGAGAGAGAAAACCUGCAGGAGACCUCCUCUCUGUGGAAGUCAUACUUUUGGUCUGCCAAGAAUGUAGCCAACAUGACCACAGUGAGCCCAAGGAAAAUAGGGAAGCCUUCUGACGAGAUAGCAAGGCAGGGAAUUCCAGAAUACGGGUACGGCAACAAGCUGUUGUUGGCUAUUUCGGUGACAGCAGUGAUAAUGAUUAUCAUUGCAGUCAUUUGUCUGAUUGAGAUCUGCUCUCAGCGUUCUGCAGCUAAAUCAAGGGAAGGCACCCCUCAAGAAAAACGGACUUUUCUGGGCAGAAAGAAGAAAGGCGCACCAGAAAAGCAGACUUCUGCAGCUUCUUCGCUUGAUAAGCCUCUUUGGCUCAAAGACAUGUAUCAGCCUCUGGAUGAAAUACGGAAAAAGAAUAUGGUUGAUAAGUUGCACGAUGAAGAGUCCUCAGAAGAGGAUGAUAUAUUCAACUGGGCCAAUGCAAGACCACCAGAGGUACCUGAACCCCCAUUGGAAAAGCCCAGUUCAGUAAAAUUAGAACCAGCUCCAGAGCCCCCUGCUAAAAAGGCCAGUUCAAAGAAACUAGCUCCAGUGGUAGAGAAGGCAGAGACGACUACUGCAGAGUCCAGUCCAAAGAUAGAGUCUUCAGGUGCAGAAGAAGAGGAAGGAACUGAAGGUGCUUCAAAGAAACCUAGUUCGGGGGAAGAAGGGACAGAAGAGGAUGAAUAA
Elgaria multicarinata webbii is the source of this 1209-nucleotide messenger RNA. Its product is annotated as leucine-rich repeat-containing protein 37A2-like. The coding region runs from base 142 to 1209 and encodes 355 amino acids. The record is from RefSeq and is a predicted model, not a curated record. NCBI's taxonomy places the organism in Eukaryota, Metazoa, Chordata, Lepidosauria, Squamata, Anguidae. The transcript is spliced from 10 exons.